AUGCGUUCGUUCGUUGCCUCUGCCCUGCUCGUCUCGAGCUCCGUGGCUGCCGCCUCGGCUUCCCUGGCUCCCAGCUGGGACUGGCCCGAUGCCAUGCCCAUUGAGGCUCGUCAGGCCCCCGGCACCCCUCGGUUCCAGUGCCACGAGGACUGCGGCACCACCAUCUCGCUUAGCCGUGUCGAGGGCUACUGCACCAACGCCGAGUGGCGCGGCCGCUACGAUGCGUGCAUGAUCUGCGCCAACACCGAGGGCAUCUGGCAGUUCUACCGCAACGCCAUCACGCCGGCCGCCGCUGCCUGCGGUCUCACGGCCGAGCCGUCGCCCAGCGGCUGGGUGCCGACGCCCACGUCCACGGAGGCACCGGCCCAGCCCAGCAGCGAGGCGCCCGUUGUACCGCCCAGCAGCGCCCCUGCUCCCGUUGACCCUGUCAGCAGCGCCCCUGCUCCUGUCGAUCCCGUCAGCGGCGCCCCCGCCCCCGUCGACCCCACGAGCACCGCCGCCUCUGCCGUGACCAGCGCCGCCGUCUCUGCCGAGCAGCCCAGCGUCAUUGUGCCCACCCCCGGGUCCUCGGCUGCCGGCGUUCCGGCCAGCAGCCUCAUCAGCUCGGCCGCCGCCGGCGAGCCGACCUCUUCUGCCGUCGAGCACCCUGUCAGCAGCGGCGCCCCCUACCCCGUGGAGACGCACUCCCACGCGAACGGAACGGCCGCCCACACCAGCACAGCGCCCUGCGAGACCGACGCCAACGGCGUGCCCACCGGCCAGAGCAAGCCCACGACGCUCGUCACCAAGACGACCGAAGUCCCCGGCCACGUCGUCGUGCCGACCAAGUCUGCCGACGCUCCUGUGCAGCCCGCGCCCCCCGCGCAGACGCCCGGCACCGGCUCGCCUUCUCACGUUGCCACGGCGCCCGCCAUCGUCGAGAGCGCCGAUGCCACGGACGGCUCGGUGCCUGUGCCUUCUGUUGUCGAGGUUAGCGGAGCCGGCAGAACGGUUGGAUCGGCGAUUGCUGCCGGUGUUGCUGCCAUCGUGGCGGUUGCUGCUCUCUAG
Messenger RNA from Verticillium alfalfae VaMs.102, 1047 nucleotides. RefSeq lists its product as hypothetical. The coding region runs from base 1 to 1047 and encodes 348 amino acids. The record is from RefSeq and is a predicted model, not a curated record. The transcript is spliced from 3 exons. NCBI's taxonomy places the organism in Eukaryota, Fungi, Ascomycota, Sordariomycetes, Glomerellales, Plectosphaerellaceae.